Molecule: messenger RNA, 1149 nt
Organism: Aspergillus eucalypticola CBS 122712
Lineage: Eukaryota; Fungi; Ascomycota; Eurotiomycetes; Eurotiales; Aspergillaceae
Product: sucrase/ferredoxin-like domain-containing protein
Exons: 2
Coding region: 191-1069 (292 amino acids)
Source: RefSeq, a predicted model, not a curated record
UCGGGAUAUUCGCCCCAAAGGCAUCUCCGAAUCUUACGGCCGUAGAAUGAUAUAAGGAUUAAAGCAGACGAGUUUGAUGUUUUGCGUAUCAUUUUUGACUCUUGAACUAUCUUUCUUUUGAUCUCUGGUCUUGCGAUCGUAUUAUCGUAUUACAUGCAAUACACACGCUGUGUUUAGCGAGACAAACACCAUGUUCCGAUCACUACUCUCGCGCGGCGGCCUUGUCCGCAACGACAGCUACAUUUUCCCGACCGUCGAUCCGACAGAAGAUGGCCCGGACUGUAAGAGGGAUUGCGCCGACUGCACCGUGCAGUUUCCCUCCAAAGUGAAGGUUGAAACCACCAAACCGCUAUAUGGUCAUAUCAAGGAAUUUCACACCCAUGUCCUAGUCGCAACGGGGAAAUCGGACUGGACCGAGAAGGUCGAAAACGAGAAGGGUUCUUUAAUGCAAGCCUUUGACGAGUCCUCGCAUUUAUCUAAACAUGGUCGCUUCAUGAUCUCCGCUUCAAAUCUGACACCCCCAGAUACCGACGAUGAGACAAACCAAGGAACCACCAUUCUGCUCUUACCAUCGUUCACUUUUAUUGAUGCCGUCAAACAAAGCGACGUCAAUGAAGUGAUCUCUCGUUUUAUGGACGCACCAUUAUCCCAAAAUGGCGUCAUCCCCGCUAAUCCAGGGUCCAAACUAAACCCCCGGCCAUGCCAAUACGACUACGUGGUGUUGCUCUGCUCCCAUAAACGACGCGAUGCUCGCUGCGGAAUUACUGCUCCGUUAAUCAAGAAAGAAUUGGAACGCCACUUACGGCCUCUGGGGCUCUACCGUGAUGCAAACGACGAGCGUCCCGGUGGUGUGGGAAUUUUCUUCGUUUCCCACGUGGGUGGUCACAAAUUUUCUGCCAACGUUCUGAUCUAUCGGAAGGAGGAGCAGCAGAUGAUCUGGCUGGCCAGAAUCAGGCCCGAACAUUGCGAAGGACUCAUCAAGUACACCCUUUUAGAGGGAAAGGUAGUACAUCCUGAGACGCAGUUGCGCGGAGGAUUUGAUAGAGCUCGGGGAUUGACGAGUUGGUGAGACUAUAUAUUACCUAGUAGUAUAGCGAGAUAUAUAUAUAUCCACACUAGGCCCUAUUACCACUAAUAGAUUAAUGAGCG